This is a messenger RNA of Bubalus bubalis (water buffalo), 2733 nucleotides long. RefSeq names its product growth hormone releasing hormone receptor (gene GHRHR). Gene Ontology annotation, cellular component: plasma membrane. Gene Ontology annotation, biological process: cell surface receptor signaling pathway; positive regulation of cell population proliferation; adenylate cyclase-activating G protein-coupled receptor signaling pathway. The transcript is spliced from 14 exons. The record is from RefSeq and is a predicted model, not a curated record. NCBI's taxonomy places the organism in Eukaryota, Metazoa, Chordata, Mammalia, Artiodactyla, Bovidae. The coding region runs from base 125 to 1858 and encodes 577 amino acids. Gene Ontology annotation, molecular function: growth hormone-releasing hormone receptor activity; G protein-coupled peptide receptor activity; growth factor binding.
CUAUGCAAACAGCCACCUGGGAAGGAGAAGCAGAGGGUGUGCUGGCAGAGGUGACAAAAGGGGACAGUGGAAGGAACGCAGGGUCACCGAGGCUGACCCAGGCAGCUGUCGCCGAGCUCCCGCCAUGGACAGCAGGGUGUGGGGUGCCUGCAUCCUCUGCUUGCUGGGCCCCUUGCCGAUCGUCCUGAGCCACGUGCACCCAGAAUGUGAUGUCAUCACUCAGCUGCGAGAGGAUGAGCAAGCAUGUCUACAAGCUGCCGAAGGGAUGCCCAACUCCACCUUGGGCUGCCCCAGGAUCUGGGACGGGCUGCUGUGCUGGCCGACGGCGGGCUCCGGCGAGUGGGUGAGCCUCCCCUGCCCGGCUUUCUUCUCUCACUUCAGCUCGGAGCCAGGGGCUGUGAAGAGGGACUGCACCAUUGCAGGCUGGUCGGAGCCCUUCCCGCCUUACCCCGAGGCCUGCCCUGUGCCCCUGGAGCUGCUGACUGAGGAGAAAUCCUACUUCUCCGCGGUAAGGAUCGUCUACACCAUGGGCCACAGCGUCUCGGCCGCGGCCCUCCUAGUGGCCAUCAUCAUCCUGGUUGCUCUCAGGAGGCUCCACUGCCCCAGGAACUACAUCCACACCCAGCUGUUCACCACCUUUAUCCUCAAGGCGGCAGCUGUGUUCCUGAAGGACGCCACCCUCUUUCACCGGGAGAACACGGACCACUGCAGCUUCUCCACUGUAACAGUCAUGGGUGGGGGUGCUGGUGCGGGCGAGGAGGUUGGAUUAGAGAUGUCAGCCUGUCCAGUCCAGUGGGCUGACCCCGGGGCUCUGGCUUUGCCAAGGACAGAGCUGGAAAGCCCCCCUCCCCCUUCCCGCCCCUCCUUGGGGUCAAGUCCUAAAUCCUCCUGUGCCCAGCCCCGUCAUUCCCUGACUCCACUCUCUGCUCCAUGUUCUGUAUUCUGGUUUCAUUCCCAGCCUGUAGCCCAGCCCAGAGCACACUUCACUCCACUCUUGCUUCCAUCUCAAACUUCCUCUGGGCUCUGUCUCUGCUGGGUGUGGGUGUACCAGGCACUGGACAAAGCCAGGUCUCUUCUUCAAGAAGCACCCAGGAUGCCUAAGGGGACAGAUUGUACCAGAUUACAGGACCAUCAGGUCCUGUGUAAGGUUUCUGUGGCCACUUCCCAUUUCGCUACCAUGACCAACUUCAGCUGGCUGCUGGCAGAAGCUGUGUACCUGACCUGCCUCUUAGCCACCACAUUGCCCAGCACAAGGAGGGUCUUCUGGUGGCUGGUUCUCGCUGCCUGGGGGCUUCCUCUGCUCUUUACCGGCAUGUGGGUGGGUUGCAAGUUGGCCUUUGAAGACAUUGCGUGCUGGGACCUGGACGACAGCUCCCCCUACUGGUGGAUCAUCAAAGGACCCAUCGUCCUCUCUGUUGGGGUGAACUUUGGGCUUUUUCUCAAUAUUAUCCGUAUCCUGCUGAGGAAACUGGAGCCAGCUCAGGGCAGCCUCCACACCCAGCCUCAGUACUGGCGUCUCUCUAAGUCAACGCUUCUCCUCAUUCCGCUGUUUGGAAUCCACUAUGUCAUUUUCAACUUCCUGCCUGACAGUGCUGGCCUGGACAUCCGCCUCCCCCUAGAACUGGGACUGGGCUCUUUCCAGGGCUUCAUUGUUGCUAUCCUGUACUGCUUCCUCAACCAAGAGGUGAGGACUGAGAUCUCACGGAGAUGGCAUGGCCACGAUCCUGAACUUCUGCCAGCCCGGAGGACUCAUAUCAAGUGGACGACGCCUUCACACUCGAGGGUGAAGGUGACUGUUCCCGUGCCCUCUGGUCCCCAGGCCGGGGAGCCUUUCAUCGGGACACAUUCCGGGGAGUGAAAGCGGUGCCAGUUCAGCCGAUAUGCCUUUUCUUAACGCGACAGAGUGGUUCCAGAUUGCACUCCAGAACUGCCAGCGAGAUCUGCACUCCCACCAGCAGCUCCACCAACACUUGGCAUUACCCAGCUUUUCAAUGUUUGCAAGUCAAAUGGGUGUACAGUGACAUCUCCUUGUUGUUUAAAUCCACAUUCCUCUGAUAACUAAUGAGCGAGCAUCUCUUCUCUGCUUGUGCCUGUUAGCCUUUUAGGUUGUCCUUCUGGAAAAUGCUUGAAUCGCUCUCUUUACUUUUCUCUAGGGUGGAGGUUCCUCGGUUCUAGGUUUUUCUCUUACGUUUUUUCCAUUGCUUGCCCUCCUGUAUCCCCAGCCUGCUUCUUCCUCCCAAGUCCUCUGCCCAAGUGCUGCCCCCGAAGUAAUGCAACAUGCUUUUCUUCCUUUAGUUUCAAAUCAGAAAAGUAGUUCAUCCUCAUUGCAGAGCAUUUGGGAGAUAUAGAAGGGAUUUUAAAAGAAAAUAAAAAUCAGCCAGUGGGCACUUCCCUGGCGGUCCAGUGGUUAACACUUUGCCUUCCAAUGCAGGGGUGCAGGUUGGAUUGUUGGUUGGGGAGCAAAGAUACCACAUGCGUCACAGCCAAAAACCAAAACAUGAAACAGAAGCAGUAUUAGAACAAAUUCAGUAAAGACCUUAAAAAAUGGUCCAUAUCCAAAAUAAAAGUCAUUAAAUUAAAAUAUCAGUCAUAAUCUCAUUACCCAAAGACAAUCACUACUGAUAUUUUUGUAUGUUUCCUAAAAUAUUUUUCUCCUCUGCUUUCUUGAAAUAUUGUGAGAUCAUGAUAUAUUCAUAAAUUUCUGUCAUGUCUUAUAUUUAAAAUGAACAUAAA